GUUAUUCGGCCUCCAGUCCCACCCUGCCUUAUCUACGAAGGUACAUACACUUUGUAUUUUCGUUUUAUUAGCGAUUCAUAUUGGGUUUUUUUAAAACUGUUUUUCGUUUUGAUCGAAAGAAGUUAGUUUGCAGCAUCAUCGAAUUCAUAUUUCAAGAUAUUUUGCUUGAAUUGAGAUAAUUCAGCAUCUUAUAAGGCUAAAUAAUGGGAGGAAGCGAUAUGGAUGAAGUUGAUGAUUGGGAACUAACAGGGACUUCAAAUGGCGUGACAACUUUGGUUUUAGUAGGGCGCACUGGCAAUGGUAAGAGUGCAACUGGUAAUUCGAUCCUUGGACGCAAAGCAUUCAAAUCACGUUCUAGUUCUUCAGCUGUUACAGCCACCUGUGAUUUGCAGAAAGGGGUUCUUUUUGAUGGCCGAGCUAUAAAUGUGGUGGACACACCUGGACUCUUUGAUCCAUCUGUUCCCCCAGAUUUUCUUGGGAAAGAAAUUGUGAAGUGUAUUGAUCUUGCAAAAGAGGGAGUGCAUGGUGUGCUUUUGGUGCUUUCUGUGAGGAGCCGAUUUAGUUCCGAAGAAGUAGCUGCUUUAGAGAGCUUGCAAAUGUUGUUUGGGGAAAAAAUUGUGAACUACAUGGUAAUUGUCUUUACUGGUGGUGAUGAAUUGGAAGACAAUGAUGAGACAUUAGAUGACUACUUGGACGGUUGUCCAUCUGAGCUUCAGGCACUUUUAAACCAAUGCAAUAAGAGAAUGGUGCUUUUCAAUAAUAAAACCAGUUCAACAACAAAGAAGACAAAGCAAACAACUGAAUUACUGAAGCAUAUAGACAUUAUAAUUGCUAAAAAUGGAGGCCAGCCUUAUUCAAACGAGCUGUUCCGUGAAGCCCAGGCAAGGGCAGAGAAAUUGUCUAGCCAAAAGGAGCAUAUUGAUAAACUAAGGGGAUACUCCAAAGAAGAGUUGCAAUCUCUUGAGAGUCAGAUGAAAGAGGCAUAUGCAGAGCAGCUUAAGCAAUUAACUGAAAUGGUAGAAAAUCUAGUGAUGCAUGCAUCUCAUGGGAUAGACAUUUUUGGAGACACUUUGUAUAUUGUACGUAACAUUGGGAUCAAUCUAAGUUGCCAGUUUUGGUUUGAAUCUUGGUUCAGGUUGAAGAGAAGAUGCGGAUAGCUACAGACAAAUUGGAACAGCGGCUGGUUUCUGAGCAGUCUGCGCGGAAACAAGCUGAAGAAGUAGCUCGAUUAGCACAAGAGCGAUCAGAUGAACAAAUCCGCAAGCUUCAAGAGAAAUUAGAGAAGGCCCAUGAAGAGACUGAAAACCUCAAGAAGCAAAUGAGCAAGUGUGUAAUCUUGUAGGAAAAGCUUGAAACCGUUUUGUUUCCAUAACAUAUUAUAUAAAGGCAGAUAAGUUUUCCAGUAGUCUGAGAGCUUCUGAUUAUUUAUAAUUGAAUUAAUCACAUGUAGUAGCCUGCAAUCCUAUAAAUUAUGUUACUAGACAUGAAAAUAUGAGUGAAUGUAAUCCCAAUCCAUGUAUAUAUUUUAGUUGAUUGUCUCUAAAUUGUAGAUGCCUAGCAUAACAACUUCUAUGAUAUUGCUACGUCAGCAAUCUUGACUCUUUCUCUAAAUUAUAGAUGCCUUGCAUGACAGUUUCUAUGAUGAAACUAUUGCUUCAUUGGUUCUUUGUUCCUAAUGCAAUUAAAUCUCUUAUUACUUUUA
This is a messenger RNA of Cryptomeria japonica (Japanese cedar), 1702 nucleotides long. Its product is annotated as immune-associated nucleotide-binding protein 9. Gene Ontology annotation, molecular function: GTP binding. The record is from RefSeq and is a predicted model, not a curated record. The transcript is spliced from 7 exons. Bases 204 to 1157 code for a protein of 317 amino acids. Lineage: Eukaryota; Viridiplantae; Streptophyta; Pinopsida; Cupressales; Cupressaceae.